Molecule: messenger RNA, 7307 nt
Organism: Cyprinodon tularosa
Lineage: Eukaryota; Metazoa; Chordata; Actinopteri; Cyprinodontiformes; Cyprinodontidae
Gene: adamts10
Product: ADAM metallopeptidase with thrombospondin type 1 motif, 10
Exons: 26
Coding region: 534-3908 (1124 amino acids)
Biological process (GO): proteolysis; extracellular matrix organization
Cellular component (GO): extracellular matrix
Molecular function (GO): metalloendopeptidase activity
Source: RefSeq, a predicted model, not a curated record
GCAGCCCAGACCUCUUUUUCUCCUGGCCGCAGCUGUACGCUCCUUUUUCGCAGCUGGUCCAAACAAAACACUGAGUGGAGAGUCGGCGCUCGCUUGGCCUGCUGACAAACAUGCGUUUUUAUUUCACAAAGAGUGAUACACCCCAGAGGAAAGGUUUUACACAACAGACCGCAGGAAGAUGUACAACGGCGUCACCUCUGCAUGACAGCCCGAUCCCAAUUAAACCCGGUUUAUAAUGGAGUAACAUUUCACUGGGCAACAGAAAGGACCACUGCCUGCCAGUGCUGCCAAUCCCCUAUCAGAGAAGCCGGAUUCGCGUGUUUUCUCUUUUCUAUGAGGACUGUCACCAGUGAUAGACUCGCUGCAGGUGCAUAGACCCUCUAACUGAUCUUCCUGCAGCCAUGGCCCCACCGAGCACUGAACUGUCCCGCUGCUAGGCGACAGGGCAUCCGACAGGGCAGGAGACAUGUUGGGACAGAGGCCAGAGGACCACUGCACUGAAGUCUGUUACUAUAGCAAAUACUGUAGUAACCAUGGAAAAGCUAUGGAGGACUGCUCUAGUCUGGAUUGUUAUCAUCCAUUUUGCCACCGGGAUCACAGGAGGUCGCAAAGAUGAGUUUGGGAAAUCACAAGCUGCUUUCCUGUCCAGCCUAGACCAGUAUGAGAUCGCCAUCCCUGUGCGUGUAGGACCAUAUGGCGAAAUGCUGGACACAGAGAGGACGAAAUACCACCAAAGAAGACGGCGAAGCACUGAAGACAGGCUGCCUGACUCUCUCUUCUAUCAGCUGUCCACAUCACAGAACAACUUCCUGCUGAACCUGACGCUGCAGGGAGGCCUGUUGUCUCGCCAGUUCAGGGUGGAGUACUGGAAGAGGGGCCAAUUAGCCUGGAGUCACCCGUACUCUCCUCAUUGUCACUACACAGGCCACCUGCAGGACCAGCCUCACUCCAGCAAAGUGGCCCUGAGCAACUGUAACGGCCUGCAGGGGGUGAUUGUUGCAGGGGGAGAGGAGUACCUCAUUGAACCGCUUGUCUCACCAGAUAACCAAACGAGGGCAGCGAGGGGGGAGAGAACAGAGGGGCGCCCCCAUGUGGUUUACAAACGCUCAUCACUGCGCCAUCAGUACAAGGGCCGGUCCUGCGGAGUCUCUGAUGAAAAACCAAUGAAAGGGGCCUCGUGGUGGCAGCGGACUCUGAAGACCCCGCCUCUCCAUGUCGGCCGUGGCCAGCUGCCCCUCAAGCGCUCGGUCAGUCAGGAGCGGUACGUGGAGACGCUGGUGGUGGCUGACAAGAUGAUGGUGGGUUACCACGGUCGCAGGGACAUCGAGCAGUACAUCCUGGCCGUCAUGAAUAUUGUUGCCAAACUGUUCCAUGAUUCUAGCCUGGGGAAUGCAGUCAACGUGGUGGUGACACGGCUCAUCCUGCUCAUGGAAGACCAGCCAACACUGGAGAUCAACCACCAUGCAGGGAAGUCUUUGGACAGUUUCUGUAAGUGGCAGAAAACCAUCCAGCACCGCAGCAGCAGCUAUGGGAACGCCAUCCCGGACAAUGGCAUUGCUCACCAUGACACAGCUGUACUUAUCACCAGGUACGACAUCUGCAUCCAGAAAAACAAGCCCUGUGAAACUUUAGGGCUGGCCCCUGUGGGUGGGAUGUGUGAACCAGAGAGGAGUUGCAGCAUCAACGAAGACAUCGGCCUGGGGACGGCCUUCACCAUCGCCCAUGAGAUGGGUCAUACGUUUGGGAUGAACCAUGACGGGAUGGGGAACGCCUGUGGACCGCGGAGCCAGGAGACCGCCAAGCUGAUGGCUGACCACAUCACCAUGAAGACAAACCCGUUCAUCUGGUCGGCCUGCAGCCGCGAUUACAUCACCAGUUUCCUGGACUCAGGUCUGGGCUCCUGUCUGAACAACGUUCCCCCUAAGCAGGAGUUUGCGUACCCCACCACAGCACCAGGUCAAGCCUAUGAUGCAGAUGAGCAGUGCCGCUUCCAGUAUGGCGUCAGAUCCAGACAGUGCAAAUAUGCGGAGGUCUGCAGUGAACUGUGGUGCAUGAGUAAAAGCAACCGCUGCAUCACCAGCAGUAUACCCGCUGCAGAGGGAACCAUCUGCCAGACUAAUACAAUUGAGAAAGGGUGGUGCUUCAAAAGGGUGUGUGUUGCAUAUGGCACUCGUCCAGAGGGCGUGGAUGGAGGCUGGGGUCUGUGGUCCGCCUGGGGGGAGUGCAGCAGGACCUGUGGAGGUGGAGUCUCCUCUUCUGUCCGUCAUUGUGACAGCCCCAGGCCAACCAUUGGUGGAAAAUACUGUCUGGGAGAAAGAAAACGCUUCAGGUCCUGUAAUAUUGAUGAGUGUCCUGCAGGCUCCAGGGACUUCAGAGAGAUCCAGUGCUCUGAGUUUGAUAGCACUCCUUUCAGGGGGAAAUUUUACACCUGGAAACCGUACAGAGGAGGUGGGGUGAAGCCCUGCUCUCUCAACUGCCUCGCAGAAGGUUACAACUUCUACACAGAGCGAGCUCCCGCCGUGGUGGACGGCACGCCGUGUCGAGAUGACUCCGUGGAUGUUUGUGUGAACGGAGAGUGUAAGCACGUAGGUUGUGAUCGGGUGCUGGGCUCGGACGUACGGGAGGAUCGCUGUCGGAUCUGUGGGGGUGACGGCAGCAGCUGCAUCUCUGUGGAGGGAGUCUUCAACGACUCGCUGCCUGAAGGAGAAUAUGAAGAAGUGGUGAGAAUACCUAAAGGAUCAGUGUUCAUCCACAUACAGGAGCUCAACAUCUCCCUCAACUACCUUGUCCUGAAGAGUAAGAAUGAUCAGUAUUUUAUCAAUGAGAAACUCACCACUGACACGGCUCGAAGGGUCAACGCUGCUGGGACCACUUUCCACUACAGGCGGCCCGCUGACGGACCAGAAACUCUUGAAGCUCUUGGACCAACAAAUAUGACCCUAAUUGUCUUGUUACGGCUUAGUGAGGACAAUCCAGGGAUCCACUAUCGUUUCAACCCACCAGUCAGCAGGGAUCCUAUGAGUGGCUUCGCCUGGCAGUACACGUCCUGGUCCCGCUGUUCAGCUUUGUGUGCUGGAGGUGUCCAGAUCCAGCAGGUUGUGUGUAAACGGCAGUCGGAUCUUUCAGUCGUCUACAAUCACUUCUGUGAUAAGAAGAGCAAACCCAAAGAGAAGAGGAGAUCCUGCAACACUGAGCCGUGCUCUCCAAAGCUUUUCUCUGCUUCCAGCUGGUGGACAGGAGAGUGGUCAGAGUGCAGCCGCAGCUGUAACGGCGGCCUGCGGACUCGGGAGGUGUUGUGUAAAAGGAGGAUUUCUGUGAUGGAGGAGAAGGUCCUGGAUGAUUCGGCCUGCAGCUCCCCUCGACCAUCGUUUACAGAGCCCUGCAGCAACCACAGCUGCCCUCCAGAGUGGAUGGCUUUGGAUUGGUCUGAGUGCACACCCAGUUGUGGUCCUGGCUACAGACACCGUGUGGUGUUGUGUAAGAGCGGAGAGAGCGGCGACACGUUGCCAGACUCAAAGUGUCCCAAAUAUGGCCGACCCACCUCCAGGGUGCGCUGUAACCUGCAGCGCUGCCCUCCACCUCAGUGGGUCACAGGUCCAUGGGGGGAGUGCUCUGCCAGGUGCGGUCUGGGACAGGAGAUGCGUUCGGUGCAGUGUCUCACCCACACUGGCCAGCCAUCCAACGAGUGUCUGGAGCACCAGCGGCCCGCAGCUAUGCAGCAGUGCAAGAGCAAAUGUGACCCCAGUCUGCCCAUUAAUACAGAGAAUCCAGAAGGUCAGAGGACAAAUUUCACUGCUGAAUGUAAAGACGUGAGCACUGUGGCAUACUGCCCCCUGGUGCUCAGGUUCAAGUUCUGCAACCGGCCGUAUUUCAGACAGAUGUGCUGUAAGACCUGUCAGGGACACUGACGCUGCUGCGGCUGUUGGAGGUCAAACAGUAAGACUGAACCUUUUCCACUGAGCCUCGCUGCAGUAGUUGUCGCCGUGUCUCUGUCACUUCAAGCUUGGAUAUGUUUUUUUAAGCUGGCAAACGGACACGCUGAAGUUACAAAGAGGAGGUUUUUGUUCUCCUCACUGAUAACCUGGAUCUGAAACCUCUGGACUAAACAUCUUCCACUGGAGGAGAGGGUGGAUUCUAUGUCCCCUAGAGAGGAAGGAGGCAGGAGCUGUCCUCCAUCAUCUGUCAGGACGAGCCCUCUCUCUCUCUAUUUCUUUAUCUCUCUUUAUCUGUUUUCUCCAAACUUUCUCGUAAAAUUUUGGUGCUAUGUGUUCUACUCUGGCUACAGGACUGACUGCAGUAUUUUUAAGAUUCAUUAGAUUUUCACGAGGAGCCUAAAUGUGUAGUCUGUUCUGUUUUUUAAACUUCCACUUUUUUAAUUAUUAUGCUCAGAAAAAGAAUAGCUCCUAUGAUUUUCUUUUCUCUUAAUUGACUUUUAUAUUAUUAAUUUUCUUUUUUUUUUUUUUUACAUAUUAGUCUAACCUCCAAGUCCUCACAGGUAUUAAGUAGAAUGAGCAGAGUCAAGUUGCACAAAGAGUCUCAGCACUCACAGGACUUGUGUGCGUUUUGUUUCUUGAACCGUUAUUUGACUUGAUGUGGAAGUUGUGGGAAAUGCCGCAGUCUUGCCGUCUUGGAUAGUUUCCCUACAGAUUAUCACCUCUGCAAGUCUUAUAUAGCUAUAUGCUGUAGGGUUUGACAGAAAAGGUUUCCGUACGAUAGGAUGUUGGGUUGUGUUUUGGCUGCAGACUUUGGCAGCUUCAGAAAGAGGUUCCUCUCAGUCAUUAUCAGAUUUCACUCAUUGCAACCUGGUUGUUAAGUUUUUUUGACUUUUUUUCCCCCACAUACAGUAUGCAUAAAGGUGCAAAUAUUAAGUGGAAACACAGAGCACAGUGAGCCGGUGUUAGACAGCUCUGCCAGCAGGGAAUAAAAUCGACCUCAGAUAUCUAGCAGAAGUGCUAAUCUAAUAUAAGGCAUAAUUUAUCCGCCCUGUUUAGGCGUUACCAUAUAUACAAUUAUCCCUAAAAUGAUCCAACAUCAUCCAAAAAAUAAUUCAACCUUUUUGGCAUUUAUUUAAUUGUUUUAUGUCCUACCAUGCUAACAUGAAACUUUGCUAAAGUAACUAUAUAUGAUUAAGUAAAUCCCAAAAAAUGGUUUCAUUAUUUUUUUCAGUUUUCAAAUAUGAAUUAGUAAGUUCAAACUUUGCAUAAAGUACAAAUGAAAAAUUUCUGAGUGUAAAUUUACAAAUUUGGCUCAACGACCUCUAACGAGGCUGUUACACUCUUUACUGGAUGGCCGAAGAAGAAUAGAAGAAAGGCAUAAAACAAAAAGCAGCGGUUGUACGUUUGAUCUCUGCCCCUCCGAGUAGAGGAACCUCUCCUCCAGAAAGGAGCCAGCUGAGGUGGAUUGGACAUCAUGCCCCCUGGCUCCUCCCUCCGGAGCUGUUCAAGGCACGUCUGCUAAGAGUGCUGCCCCCACGAGCUGCUCGGGGAUAAGCAGAGGAGGACAGCUUAGAUUCACAUAUUUAGACACCUACAUUUACAUUUUAUAGACUGUUAUCUUCCACCAUAAGGCCCCUCUCCUGCAGUUUGAUAAUCUGGGUUUUCUGUCCAUGCCGGCUGCAGUGCAGCGAGAUGAAAGCAAGCAUGUAGAUUUCUAAAAUCAGCUCACAGUCCUCUGUAGUGAAAUAUAAUAUAUGACUAAUAUAUGGGAUUUAGAGUCAAUAAGUUCAAACUAAAAUCAGAGCAAAAAACUAACAACAACAAUGCUUAAAGGUAUAGUGGAGAAUGUUUGUGAAUUUUUGAAACGACCGCUCUCUCCAUUUAAAAAAAAAUCCACAUGCACAACCAUGUACUUGCUCCUGAGAGGUAACGCCUAUUGAAAGCCUGCGAGAGCGUGCACGAGCCCAUUUCUCCUCGUGCACGCUCUUAUUAAAAGUUGGUUUUUGCAGUGCUCAUACAAGCUUACUUUCUAACAGAAGAUUUGCAAUUUUUCCGCUAUGUCUGACUCACCACCGGUAAGUAAAAAUGGGAAAGAGCACGUAGGCUGGCCUUAAAACAUUAUUUUAAACAUAUCACAAGAAUGAUUGAUUAUUAGGAGGACCACUUAUUUUGAUGAUCCACCCGGAAAAAGAACAUCCUCCACUAUACCUUUAAGAGAAUAAUAUACAAUAAAAUUAAAUAAUGCGUGAUUGGAGCUUUUUUACAUUAUUGUAUCUCCUUUUAAUGAUAAAGAUCUAAUAAUGAUUGAAGUCAAGAGCACUGAGAGGUAAAGUGGGUAGAAAUUGUUGAAAAAUUUAGAGAUAAAAAUGCAAAAAGGAAAACCGACCUGAAAGGUUCAUUCAGUUCUUAUAAAUUUACAAUGUCCCUACAAUCUAUUAAACCAGUAUUAGAUAGUAGAAUAACGGCGCUGCACAGAACACAACCCUGAAUCUCCUCAGAGAUUAAUUAUUCACUUUCUUUGUUAACUUUGUUAUGAGACAGACACACUGCCAUGAAAAAACAUGCUGACCUCAGAACCACGAGCUAAAACUCCUCUGCAGAUUUUCAUGCUGACACCUGUUGCAUUAAUGCCACCCUACAUGUUCCAUUUUUGGUACGACUUCAGCGGAUUCAGGUCUCUGCUUCACAGAGCGGAAUUUAAUGACGCAUCAUCUGCAUUUCCACCGUUUCUCCAUCUAGUAGAGAAUAAUUGUAGAAAUGCUGCCUAAGAGGCUUUUAGGGAUCGCUCAUUGGGCCUGAUGGCAUCACUGUGCUCUGUAAUCUGCUGUGGUUCAGUCAACACUUAUAGCAGCUAUGAGCAACACUCAGUUUCAUAACGAAGAGAGGAAGCAUCUGUCAUUGUGGGGGUUGGCUGCAAUGUUAUUCCUGUUACUUUAGUUGGUGCUUUGUUUUUUUUAAUGGUGCUAUUUGUUCACUGUUGUUUGUUCCUCAUGUAUCAUUUAAGCAACUGUUAAAAACGUUUUAUUUAAAAAUCAGUUUGAGCCUUUUCGUUAAUGUUACAGAUCUGCAAAGUUAAAGGUGUAGUGAUGAAAUGUAUAAGUGCAGCUGUUUAUAAAGGUUCAUCCACUAGAGGUCUUCUCUGAUUCAUGUGCUCAUUCUUUGAAAAAGGUAAAUUAUUUUAUGGUCUCCUGUUUCCUGUUGAUAAUUAGUGCUUGUUUAACAGAAUAACCUGAUUGGAUCGGCGAAGCGGUUUAUCUUCGCAGCGUGAUGCAUACUUUUAUACAUAUUCAGCAACUUUCAAAAGUAUUGCAACCCCCUGAAUUCUGGGGUUUUAUCGUUUUUUUUGCAAAUAAAGUGUUGUUUGCAUUUGUA